CUGAGAAGCAGGCUGGUGAUGCCCAGCAAAUGGAUGCUGAAAGAACAUCCACGACCGGCGGGAGUGUCCCUGCAAGGCGAGUUCCAGAGGAAGCUCUACAAGGACCUGGUCAAGAACUACAACCCUUUGGAGAGGCCCGUGGCCAACGACUCGCAGCCGCUCACCGUCUACUUUUCUCUGAGCCUUCUGCAGAUCAUGGACGUGGAUGAGAAGAACCAAGUGUUGACCACCAACAUUUGGCUGCAAAUGUCUUGGAUGGAUCACUAUUUACAGUGGAAUAUGUCAGAGUAUCCAGGCGUGAAGACGGUUCGUUUCCCAGAUGGCCAGAUUUGGAAGCCAGACAUUCUCCUCUACAACAGUGCUGAUGAGCGGUUUGACGCCACGUUCCACACCAACGUGUUAGUGAAUUCUUCUGGGUACUGCCAGUACCUCCCUCCAGGCAUCUUCAAGAGCUCCUGCUACAUUGAUGUGCGAUGGUUCCCCUUUGACGUGCAGCAGUGCAAACUGAAGUUUGGGUCCUGGUCUUAUGGAGGGUGGUCCUUGGAUCUGCAGAUGCAGGAGGCAGACAUCAGCGGCUAUAUCCCAAAUGGAGAAUGGGACCUUGUGGGGAUCCCUGGCAAGCGGAGUGAGAAGUUCUAUGAGUGCUGCAAAGAGCCGUACCCGGAUGUGACCUUCACUGUCACCAUCCGCCGCAGGACCCUCUACUAUGGCCUCAACCUUCUCAUCCCCUGUGUGCUCAUCUCUGCCCUGGCCCUCCUCGUGUUCUUGCUCCCUGCAGACUCUGGGGAGAAAAUCUCCCUGGGGAUCACAGUUUUACUCUCUCUUACCGUCUUCAUGCUGCUGGUGGCUGAGAUCAUGCCUGCUACCUCUGACUCAGUGCCCUUGAUAGCCCAGUACUUCGCUAGCACCAUGAUCAUCGUGGGCCUCUCCGUGGUCGUCACAGUGAUCGUGCUACAGUACCACCACCACGACCCCGACGGUGGCAAGAUGCCCAAGUGGACGAGAGUCAUCCUCCUGAACUGGUGUGCCUGGUUCCUGCGCAUGAAGAGACCGGGGGAGGACAAGGUGCGGCCGGCCUGCCAGCACAAGCAGCGCCGCUGCAGCCUGGCCAGCGUGGAGAUGAGCGCCGUGGCGGGGCCGCCGGCUACCAACGGCAACCUGCUGUACAUCGGCUUCCGUGGCCUGGACAGCGUGCACUGCACGCCCACCCCUGACUCGGGGGUCGUGUGCGGCCGCGUGGCCUGCUCGCCCACGCACGACGAGCACCUGCUGCACUGCGGCCAGCCCUCGGAGGGGGACCCGGACCUGGCCAGGAUUCUGGAGGAGGUACGCUACAUCGCCCACCGCUUCCGCUGCCAGGACGAGAGUGAGGCCGUGUGCAGCGAGUGGAAGUUCGCGGCCUGUGUGGUGGACCGCCUGUGCCUCAUGGCCUUCUCGGUCUUCACCAUCCUCUGCACCAUCGGCAUCCUGAUGUCGGCGCCCAACUUCGUCGAGGCUGUGUCCAAAGACUUCGCUUGACUCCGUCCUGGCUCCCAGCAUGUAGGAAACGCAGAGAUGGGCGAUGACGUUGGCUUAGGGAGAACUUUGGGGUGCUGAUUCCACAGCACCGUUAAACCCGAGGACGCAGAUAUACCCUAUCUCUGUCAUGUCGGUUUCAGUUUACUUGUUACUUUCAGUAAUAGGAUCUCAGCACGUUUCUGUUUAACCCUCUUUGAUGGGCCACUCGAUAUCCUCCGAGCAUCCUUAUAGUCAGCAGGACCCUGGAGAGGUCGUUUUGCCCAUUCUCCACUGCCUGGUGUGCCCUUCAAAGAGGUUCGGGUAGCUCAGGACUGACUGCCAGGUGAGGCCUGGGUAGCUGGUCUGCAUGCCUGCAUGUCACUUGCUGUGAGGGCUUACAUGAAAAUUCAUAUCUGCUUUGCCUGUGUACAAAUCUAGAUUGAAGCUAAUCGUCAUAAUAAAUUACACUCAGUAAAUCCAUCAGAUAAUUGACUGAUGAAACAAAACUAAACUAAAACUUAAAACCCAACUGCUUGGUUUUUCUUCAAUUCAGACUUUAAUUUUCUCUACCAAAGACAGUUGGUAGAGAGAAACAGUUUUAUGCUGUGUCUACAUUUUUAAAAAGAGACAGUAAUAGUUCAUCUUGUAAAUUACUCUUUUUUGCCAGCCUACCCUGUGAGGGGAACCAGGAGGGACACAGGUGUGUGUUCAUUCUGAACCAGGACCAGACCCAGUCAAGUUAAGGGGAUUUCUGUAGAUCCCAGGCACUCCCAAGCUUUCUGUGCUGCUCCCAGACACUGGCAGGUUGAGUCGGGCUGUUCUAGUCGACAAAGCCCAAAGGACAAGUAGAAUUCUAUUAGAAUUACCACCCAAUGUAAUAAUAGCUGAAGCUGAUUUAAACCAUCUAUGUGUUUGUUUUUUUUAAUGUAAGUAAUAGCUGAAGCUAAAUUAAACCAUAUGUGUUUUUUUUAAAAAUAAUGCAUUAGACACUUCACGUGUAUUGGAGUUGACUAGCCUUACAAAUUUGUGGACCCAUACAAAUGCACAACAUGAAGUCACCAAAGUAUUCUAUGCCUUUUCUCCAUGUGUCAGGGCCAAGGGGCAGGGGUUUGGGCCUCUUCUGGCUCCCUCUGUGGCAGGAACUGGGGAGGGGGUGGCAUGGCUGAUGGCUUUCCUGAAUGGCCGGCCAGUGGUGGUUAGCAGGAGGGGCUUACAGACUAACAGUGGCUGCACACCCAGUAAUUCCAGUUUCUGGUUUGGGGGGGGAUCUGCUUUCCCACAGUUCACACACACAGCUUCAGCCCAGAGAGCUGGCUGAAUGGGUGGAUUCACCGGAGGUGUGUGCUUUGAAAGCUUGGGAAACUUUUAUUUUAAAUCCAGGUGGUGAUGCAGUUCUCCACUUAGAUUGUCUAGCUGACAAUCAUCCCUUUGCUUCUCCCAUCCUUACUGUUUAAUGUGAUCAGAGGAAGACAUAAGACAAUCUCUCCUGUUCUGUUGUUUCAUCUAGUAACUCUCAGAGCUCAAAACUGCAGAAGGUGUCUGAGCUCCUGGGGAUCUUUAAUUUGCUUCUAACCCCUGAAAUGGAUACAUCAUGAGGGAAGAUUUGAUUUUCAGAGCAAAAGAAAUGGCAUGCACUUCUUCAGCCAUUUAUUUCGCUCAUUUCUGGGUGGAUCUGUGUGCACUGAAGAAGACGGAGGCUUGUGUAUGGUGUGUGUGUAUGUGUGUGAGAACACGUGUGUGUGAGCACCUUCAGAAAAGGCCCCUGGUUUACAGCAAGAAGGCUGAUAAAUAAGGGCAUUCCAGCAACAUACCAUUUGGAGCAGGGUCAUCCUCAGAGUACACUCAUUCUAUGUG
Molecule: messenger RNA, 3351 nt
Organism: Delphinapterus leucas (beluga whale)
Lineage: Eukaryota; Metazoa; Chordata; Mammalia; Artiodactyla; Monodontidae
Source: RefSeq, a predicted model, not a curated record